This is a messenger RNA of Trametes versicolor FP-101664 SS1, 2659 nucleotides long. RefSeq names its product TRP-domain-containing protein. The record is from RefSeq and is a predicted model, not a curated record. The transcript has 4 exons. Gene Ontology annotation, biological process: fungal-type cell wall biogenesis; transmembrane transport. NCBI's taxonomy places the organism in Eukaryota, Fungi, Basidiomycota, Agaricomycetes, Polyporales, Polyporaceae. Bases 113 to 2416 code for a protein of 767 amino acids.
AGCACAACGGCGGCUGCUCCGAACGCACUCCCGCGCCCACAGCCUCAACGCUGAAGAACAACAAUAGAAGUCCGGCUAAGCGCUCCCGUUGCUCCCCGUCUUCUCGCCCUUCAUGUUCUUCUCCGUCGCCCGGCUGCGACUCGCCCUUGCGUCUGUCCUUCUCGCCCCCACUGUCUUCGUCGCUGCUCGCGAAGACUCCCUUUUCACCUCCUCCGUUACCUAUUGCGCUCCCCCAGAGUCCCUCCUUGUCGAGCAGUUUGACAUUGCAUAUUUUGCAAAGAACCAGUCCAUCGUCUUCAACGUCUCUGCCGCCAGUGUGGUCGCCAACAUCAAUGUCAACGCGAAUCUCUUUCUCAAUGUCUAUGGCAUGCAACCCGUCAACAUCACCCUAGACAUCUGCUCUCUCUUUGACGGUGCUCUCUGCCCGCUCCCGCUCUACAACUUUACCGGUUCCGACUCCAUUUCCCUCCCCAAGGAUGUUGAUGUCGCCUCCAAUCUCCCCCAGAUCGCCUACUUCAUCCCCGAUCUAGAGGCGUACGCUCAGCUUACCCUCACCGACGUCAAGACCGGACAAGUCAGGGCCUGCGUCCAAUCCACCCUCUCCAACGGCUGGUCAACCCACCAAACUGGCGCAGUCUGGGCCGCCGCCAGCAUCGCCCUCCUCGCCCUGGCCGCUGCCAUAUGGCAGUCUAUUUUCGGCAGCAGCUCCUCACUCGCUCCCAUCCGCCUGAUUGAUACCAUCUCGCUAUUUCAGACCAUCGCGCUCUCUGGUCUGCUCGCCCUAAAUUACCCCUCCCUUUACCGCUCAUACACCUUCAACUUCGCAUGGGCCCUCGGUCUGUUUACCGCCUCCGCAUCUUCUUCGAUGCAGGCGUCCAUCAACAACAUGCGCAAGCUCACAGGCGGGCAUCUGUCCGACGAGAGUGGCGAUGGAGCCAUCUCCUUCGUCAACCGCAAACUCAGUCCCUACAACCAGGCCGGCUUCGUAGCCUCGCAGUCGCUUGUGGAGUCCGCGUCGUCCCUCGCACGCAUCAAUUUGGCCGACUUCACGUCAUUGAAGGCGUCGAAUUUCACCCUCCCGACCACUCAGGUCCUCGUUGGCGGCAACGUCGCCACCGUCACCGACGAAUCAUCCAACGUCCUCGAGGCCGGCAUCCCCAUUUUCACCAGCUCAAUCGGUAUCGCGACGGCCAACGCGUUCAUGACAGUCUUUUUCAUGACUCUCAUUAUUGCCGCGAUCACCAUGGGCGCGCUCGCGCUGGUGUACGGUAUCACGCUGGGACUUGGGCGCACCGAGUUUGGGCGGAAGCAUCCCAGCGUUGAGCGGUUCCGCUCAACGUAUCCGGCAUUCGCUCAGGCGUGGGGACUUCGCGCCGCGUUGCUAUGCGCGCUUCCGAUCCUCGUCUUCACCUUUAACCAGUGGACCUUGAAGGACUCGUGGCUCGCAGUCCUUCUCUCGGUCUUUCUGCUCCUCGGUCUCAUGGCGAUCAUCCUCCCUGCCGCUUUCUUCGCCGUCCGGUCGUCCCUGCCAACGGCCAAGUGGUCUGACAAGAAGGCCCCGGCCUCUGUUGCGCCGUUCACCGCGCCGUACCGCGAGAAUCGGGUGUACUACGUGAUCGCGCUGCUUACGGUUAUGGUCGUCAAGGCGCUCGUGACCGCGUUCGGCUUCGCCCAUGGCAUCGCGCAAGCCAUCCUUUUCGUCGUCCUCGAGGCGCUCCUGCUCGGCUGCAUCAUCAUCCUCAAGCCGUACCCCACGCGCCGCGCAGACUUCCUUAUGGGCUACCUUUGCGUCACCCGCCUCGUCUGCAGUGGUCUUAUGAUCGCGUUUGCGGAGAGUCUUUCGGUGCAGCCCAUCCCGCGCGUCGCGAUCGGUGCCGUCACAGCGGUCAUCUUCUCCGUCGCGUGCGUGGUGAUGUUCUUCAACACCCUGGUGAACAUCGGCCUAUGGCGCCUGUUCAAGUACGCGGUGUGCUGUGGCUACCGCACACGGCGCCCUGGCGAUACCGAGCUGGCGAGCAACCCGAGCGACUCGUCGAUUGCCGAAAAGGGCGACGGUGCGCGCUACAGCGGGGAGCAGGAGAAGAAGGACAACAUGACGAUCACGACGGCCCCGUCGCAGUACUUCCACUCGCGUCCGGGCAACCCCUCACCACCGAGUACGUCCGUAUCUCUGACGCCGAGGAGCGAAACAUCAAGCACGACGCUUGGUGAGACGCUCCCGCGGAGAUGGUCGUUCCAAUACUCACGGCCACCCUCAGCGGCGACAGACUCGCCGCAUUCACCACCAUACACCUACCGGACGUCGACAGCGGCGUCGUCCCCGAUCCCCGGCCAGCGACAUAGCCGGAACAUCUCUUCGUCUGUCCCUACGCCUCUAGAAGAGUACCCUACGCACGAGGCGCACCGCGCCUUCUAGAUACUGGAUCCCUGCCUGUCGCAUCUCCCCUGGUCUCCUGCAUUUUCUCGCCAUUCCACGUUAUCCAUCUCCUCCGGUGCGGGUGCACCGAUGCAUUACAUACUCACGUCCGUCGCAUUCUCCGCACAUCGCUAGUCGUAUCGUACACAUAGUCGCACGUUCGUUUUCCUGACACAUAGAGGCUCCAAUUGCAUGCAUAUUCUACCAGCAGCGAUGUAUAGUACAGUAGAAUGUAGCAAACAG